Molecule: messenger RNA, 831 nt
Organism: Pleurotus ostreatus (oyster mushroom)
Lineage: Eukaryota; Fungi; Basidiomycota; Agaricomycetes; Agaricales; Pleurotaceae
Exons: 10
Coding region: 1-831 (276 amino acids)
Biological process (GO): endoplasmic reticulum to Golgi vesicle-mediated transport
Cellular component (GO): membrane; trans-Golgi network
Source: RefSeq, a predicted model, not a curated record
AUGGACCCGGCGAAGACACCUCUCACAGCGAGCUCGCAGUUCAUCCAAGCUGACGACGACGACGAUUCGGACGAGGAGAACAUCCCGGGGUUCACGCAUCCUGGCUUGCCGCAGUCUCCUCAACCCGACAAAGGGAAAGGCAGAUCAAGAGAGCCAGAACAACUAGCGGAACCUUCUGGCAAUGGUAGCAUGGCAAGUCCGAUGCUGUCUGGGAACAUUGGAAGUACGCCUGCCGGUGCACCGAGACCAAACAGACGAACAGUGGGCGGCGUUCAAGUCGAGACGCGAUAUACUGGUGUGGAUACACUGGAUGAACCCGUUUCCACAACUAUCGCACGCGAUUUAAUGUCUGUCUACUCUAAAAUUGUGCAGGUUCUCUACCCUCGGAAGGCUACUGGUCGUGAAGUUCUCAGGGACUGGGAUCUCUGGGGACCUCUCAUUCUCUGCCUCAUGCUUGGUAUCAUGCUCAGCAUCAACGCCCCUGCUUCACAAUCUCUCGGUGUCUUCACCAGUGUAAUCGCUAUAUGCUCAAUUGGUGCAUUGGUCGUCACCGUUCAAGCCAAGCUCCUCGGUGGCCGAGUGUCGUUCUUCCAGGGACUAUGUGUACUCGGCUAUUGCAUUGCACCCCUCGAUAUUGCUGCCCUUGUUGCUUGCUUCGUGCGCCCGAUCUAUGUCAGAGCACCUGUUGCUCUUAUCGCCUGGGCUUGGUGCAUAUGGGCUUCCGUCAACUUCUUGGACGGCACGAAAAUAGAGCAGCAGCGCAUUCUGCUUGCUGUUUACCCUCUCCUGCUCUUCUACUUUAUCCUCGCCUGGAUGAUUUUGAUCCAGUAA